ACAAUAGUGCACAGGACCUUGUGCUUAAAGAAAUCUCACAUGUCAAACUGGAAUCUCCUGACUUCCCCCUUGCACAUCGCGUGGGAGUUGUCUUGCAGGCUUUUUCUAUAAACACUUCCUCCUUUUUAGUUUUCAAUAAGUUUUCAAUAACACACUGUCAUAACGGGCGACAGAUCUGUUCGAACUGCACUGUGAGAAAAUGUUAGGCACUGUGGUGUGUUUACCUUUAAUUUUCGUCUGUUGGAGCGACGCAUUACCGACGAGACGCGAUCCGGGUCCAGUCAACAACCGACCGAUUAUUGGUGCGUAAAAAAAAAUAUAUGUUGUUGGGUGAAGCGAUUCAAAAUAUACAAUACAGCAAAAACAAACAAAGAGUAUACAACUGUAUACAAACAUUACAAACAGUUGGGAAUACAGACAAUACAUUAUAAAGACCUGUACAAACAUUGAGUUUUGAUUGUUUUGUUAUGAGAAGAAGAAAUUGUGUUUAUAUAUUGUUCAAUUUAAUUCUAAAAAAAUAAUAAACAGAGGUUUUCGAAUCAUAAAUGUACAUGUAUGAAUAUGAAUUUAGCUAAAAUAACAAUUAGCUUACAUAAAGCAAUAACUUGUUUUGAAGAGAAAUCAAGUCAAUACAUGCAAAAUUGAAACUGUUAUAUAAUUUAAUGAAUUUAAUGAAAAUGAAUUACUUUUGCUUAUUGUGUAGUUCAGUUGUCAUCAGUGCCAUUUCAGAUGAGGGAGGACGAUUUUUUUUUUCAUGAGCAUGGCCUUAUUUCUAUUACAGCAUAUUGGAUGACUGUCAGUCAUAUGCCAUUCACCCAGUUAAAUGUAACAGUGAUAGGUUUAGGCUACUACAUGAUACUCUAAUUUUCCCUAUACACAUCAUGAGGUUGCUACAACCUAGCCUAUGAAUGAAAGUUUACAACUUAGGUGCACACAGGUCGUAAAUACAAAUUUGAUGUGACAAACAGUGAUACAUGGACAGACAGUGACAUUCAAUACCGCCUUGCAUACUCUUGCCUGCAUCUAGCUGAUAGUGGGUGUAAUCAUUAGUCCAACAGUUGCAAACAAGAGUUUCUAUUGGACAAAUUCAGGUAUGUUUAUCCGCAUUUUGUUCCGUUUGCUUCUGUUUAAGACAAGUUUUUCAACAGAAUCGGCAGAAUGAAUACACCCCUGAUCACGCGUUAACACAGUUCACAGUUUCAUAGCAGCCACGUUGUAUUCCUUCUCGCAUCUACGUUAUGCGCUCUCCUCCUUUCACCUCUUCCCAUCGCUUGUGGACAAAACAUCAGCUGUAUGUGACCAGGGAAAAAACCUUUCCAAGCCAAACCGCUACACACAGCCUACAUUGUUGUCACCAUAUUAUCUAAAGUAAUGUCAUAGUCAGCAUAGUUAAUAUAACUAACGUGUUAGUAAACCUGCUACAAUCAUACAGCAACGUUACAGUGUACAGUCAGUAAGCAGUUACACCGGUGGGCCCCAGUGGCAAUAAAUGAGUAAAACCCAAGGCUUACCUUGACUUGGAAGAUUUCCAGUGAUGUGUUGGAUAGUCAUAGCUAGCUAGCUAACAUAGCAUCCCUCUGUUUGAGCAGGGUGUUUCAGUAGGCUAAACUAGCUAGCUACAUUUGCUAGCUAAGUAAGUGGAACUGAAAGUGAAAAAAACAUGACGAAAUCUCUCUCUCUAUUUCUCUCUUGCUUCUCAUUAAUUUAGGAAGAAAUUAAUUUGCUCAAACUGUUCAACUAUUUUCUUUCUCUCUCUUUGAGUCAGCUACUCACAACAUGUUAUGCACUGCAGUGCUAGCUAGAUGUAGCUUAUGCUUUCAGUACUAGAUUAAUUAUCUGAUCCCUUGAUUGGGUGGACAACAUGUCAGUUCAUGCUGCAAGAGCUCUGCUAGGUUGGAGGAUGUCCUCCGGAAGUUGUCAUAAUUACUGUGUAAGUCUAUGGAAGGCGGUGAGAACCAUGAGCCUCCUAGGUUUUGUAUUGACGUCAAUGUACUCAGAGGAGGAUGGAAGCUAGCUGUCCUCCGGCUACACCAUGGUGCUACCCUACAGAGUGCUGUUGAGGCUACUGUAGACCUUCUUUGCAAAAUAGUGUGUUUAAUCAAUUAUUUGGUGACGUGAGUAUAGUUUUAUCUAAAAAUGAUAACUUUUUUAAUGUUUUACCUUUUUUUAAAUAUCAAAUUCACUGAGGAGGAUGGUUCCCCUUCCUCCUCUGAGGGGCCUCCACUGGUGUAGUUUGAGGUCUAUUAUGUAGUCUACAGAUAUCCUCAUCAAACUUCACUGGAACUAUUUGAGAAGUCCUACUGGAUGGACACUGUUAUGGACUGUAGCUUAUAAUUUCUGUAUGUCCCACAGGAAUUUUAACUCAAGAAGUAGAAGAUGAUGUGAUGAAGCCAUUUGGAAAGACCUACAUCCCUGCUUCCUAUGUAAAGUAUAUAGAGUCAGCGGGAAGUAGAGUGGUGCCUAUCAGGUAGGCCGAUAUAAAGUUAGAUAUGUUCAUACUCACUGUUGAAAAGUAUCUGGUUUCCUCUGUUUCAUGUUCAAACAAAGAGAAAUCCAGACACUUUGCACCUCAAAGUUUAUGUUUCCCAAUAGGUAUAUACCAAUAUUACAUCUACAGUGCCAUGAAAAUGUAUUUGCCCCUUUUCAGAUUUUUUCUAUUUUUGCAUAUUUUUGAAACUGAAUGUUAUCAGAUCUUCAACCAAAACUUAAUAUUAGAUAAAGGGAACCUCAGUUGACAAAUAACCAAAAAAAUUGAUACUUGUUUUAUUUAUUUAAUUACAAAGUUAUGUAACACCAAUUCCCCUGUGUGAAAAAGUACAGUAAUUCCCUUCACACUCAAUAACUGGUUGUGCCACAUUUAGAUGCAAUGACUGCAACCAAAUGCUUCCUUUAGAUGUUGAUCAGUCUCACACAUCGCUGUGGAGGAAUUUUGGCCCACUUUUGCAUGCAGAACUGCUUUAACUCAGCGACAUUUGUGGGUUUUCAAGCAUGAACUGCUCAUUUCAAGUCCUGCCACAACAUCUCAAUUGGGAUUAGGUCUGGACUUCGACCUAGGUCAUUCCAAACUAGACUUGAUUGUGUGAUUUGGAUCAUUGUCUUGCUGCAUGACCCAGCUUUUUCACAGCACUGUAAAUAACUGGUUGAACAUAGCAGCCUAUAACUGUGCAUGGCUGGUCAUCCAAAAAUGUAUUUCUCAAAUCUUUAAAACCUUUACCACUUUUAAUCAGUGCCUGUUCCUCUCCUACAGGUUGACUCAGAGUACUGCUGAGUAUGAGAAAAUCUUCAAGUCGAUUAAUGGGUAGGCUAUCAUAUUAUCAUUUUUUUCUGUGUAGGAAUUUUGUGUAUUUUAUUGUUUUUACGUGAUUGCAAACCAAAUGUAAAACGAUUGAUUGAUUGAUUGAUCGAUCUCACAGCCUGCUGCUCAUCGGAGGUUCGUCAGAUCUCGAGACAUCAGACUUUGCCAAGGUGGCAGGGAUCUUCUACAGGCUUGCCCUCAAGGUCAGUGGUGCUCCUGAGUAAAGCUGGCUAAUGUCUGUCUGUGUCUGUCUGUCUGUCUGGCUGUCUGUCUAAUGCUCUGUAGGCCUCUUUUUACAUCUGUCUAUUUGAUUGUAUGUCUGUUUACCAUCAGUAUACAUCUCACAUUCUCCCAACACUGUCUAAUAGACUUAUGUGUUCCCUUGUUUCAGGCCAAUGAUGCUGGAGACUCCUUCCCUAUCUGGGGCACAUGUCUGGGGAUGCAGCUGCUGACUUGUCUGGUGGCUGGAGAGAACCUGCUGACCAAAACCACAGCUGAGAACAUGGCCCUGCCCCUGAACCUCACCACAGGUAUGGCCCAAUCCUUUCACACCUCUGUAGGGGAGUCAAGUGCUAGGGAUAAGGUCAAAGAUACGGUUUGGGACUGGGUCUGAAGACUUCAUUAUGCUGCACAUGCUAAAAUCGACCACUGGAGGGCAGGAAAUACAGGAGGAGCUUCUGAUCAAGACAGAACAAGAGUGGUCUUAUGUCAGAAUCUCAAUGAAGCUCAUGAGGGAAUCUACAUCCUGACAACUCCCACACUUAUUGCAGAACAGUUUCCAUCUUCAUACAGUGCAUUUAUGCUUCCUCUUGGCUGAAUCGAGAGGACUGAUGAAUUUCGCUCCCCAUGGUUGUAACCUAAAAAACGAUAUUGAAUGUCUUUCCUCUCUCCCUGCAGAGGCCCAUUCCAGUCAAAUGUUCGAGGGGUUCCCCAGUGAUGUCAUGAAGGCAUUAUCCCAGGAAGCUUUGACAGGGAAUUUUCACCAUUAUGGAGUGACCGUGAAGGUGCAAUCAGAUUUCAAAUUAAUAUUGCUUAGCGUACAGCUCUGUUGAAUACAAUAUGACUCUGGACUGGUUUUGACUAUCAACUACUUUGCUUAUGGCCUUUGCUUACAGACAUUCAAGGAAAAUGAGAAGCUACAAAGUUUCUUCUCCAUCUUGUCCACGAACACAGCUGAGAAUGGUGCCAUCUUUGUCUCAACCAUGGAAGGUAUAAUCAACAACAAGUAGAACUACAGUUUUAGAUGUGUCAUCCAUUCAGUUAACAAAAUUGUCCUGUAACAGAUCACAGUGAUUUACAUUUUUUUUACAUAAAGCAGUGUGGGUGGGCUGCAUAAUCUGUACGAGCUAUGCUGCACAAAUGUAUGGUUGUUAUUAUUACAAAAUUAUAAUAAUUGUAUUAAUUAAAUUGUAUAGUGCAAUAAUACUAUUGCUCUGAUUGCUCACCACCAGGAAGGACGUCUAAGGAACUAGGUUAUAGUCUGCUCACUGUCAUAAGGUAAUGUGGGAUCCUGUAUUGAGUUUGGAACUGUCUUUGCCCCAGGGAGGACCUACCCCUUCUAUGGGGUCCAGUGGCAUCCUGAGGUGAACCGUUUCCAGUGGGACCCCAAACUCAACUUCCCCCACUCCUCAGACGCUGUACGUGUUGCCUCCCUACUGGCUGAGUUCUUUGUCAAUGAAGGUGGGUAAUCAGAUCACACCUAUUGAAGUUUAAUCGUUGUGUUCUUUACAGUCGGCCAGAUACAGUAUAUUGUAUUGUAGAUUUUAUUUUACGACAGUAUAGUGUUAACUUGUGAGGUUUAGUAAAUAGCGAAAUGUGGCUUUUUGGAUGCACAAUAAAGUUAUAUUCUAUGUUAAAAGGCAGGAGAAGUUUGCAUCACUUCGACCAGCCUGAGGAAGAGGCCAUGUACCUCAUAUACAACUACACACCAACCUAUGCUGGCAACUUCACUGGAUACGAGCAGAUCUACUUCUUCUGAGAUGUUGAAGUUCUGCCUCACAACUCUAUCAUUCCUCACUGAUGUUAUUAUGGGAUGUUAUGAGAAGUUUACCAUGGGCACUAAUUGUUAGCUGUGACAUGUGACAUGUUCAGACACUUCAUAUACAGACUUUUAGAAAUGUUGAGUGAUCAUUGCAACAACAACAACAAAUUAUUAUAUGUAGAAUUGCACCGCAUGAAAUUAUGAUUUUCCUGUAGGCUAAAUACAAAAAGCUUAUUUCUCUCAAA
Molecule: messenger RNA, 5521 nt
Organism: Coregonus sp. 'balchen'
Lineage: Eukaryota; Metazoa; Chordata; Actinopteri; Salmoniformes; Salmonidae
Source: the annotation of a GenBank genome assembly